CCUACACCUACUCCUACACCUACUCCUACUCCAACUCCAACACAUACACCUACUCCUACACCUACUCCUACUCCGACUCCGACUCCAACAAUGUCGACAACCACGAAAACAUCAGUAGCAGGAAGUUCGGACAGGUUUCCAGUUGAAGUAGUUGCAAUCAGCGUCGUGGCUGCAGUUCUGUUGAUUGUGGUUCUUAUUUGCGCAGUUUGUUGUGGCAUAAGUCGGAGAGAACAGCAUCCUUACAAGCGACACGAUGACAAGAACAACGCCUACGUCAGCAGGACCCUGACGCCGACGUCGUCCACCCAGGUAGAAGAUGGACCCGUCGACCCGACCCAAACGAAUAUACAAUACGUCGAUUUCCCGUCCGACGGAGAAGAGGGUAUAGUCAAUAGCGCCGUGGUAGUGAAGUCGGAGGACACGCGCACAGAUUUCACCCUUGUCGACGAGGUGGUUGCUGGGGAUGAGGAGGUCGAUAUUGAAGGCAUGUACGCCACCGUCAACAAGUCCAGCGUACGCUCGAAACGGCCUUACGUCAACAUGGCCGACGUCGACCAAUCAGAAAGCGCGCCCGAUUUGGCCGACCAAUCGGAAAGCGCACCCGAUUUGGCCGACCAAUCGGAAAGCGCGCCCGAUUUGGCCGACCAAGCGGAAAGCGCGCCCGAUUUGGCCGACCAAUCGGAAAGCGCACCCGAUUUGGCCGACCAAUCGGAAAGCGCGCCCGAUUUGGCUGAGCAGUCAGAAAUGUCUGUGUACGGAGUCGAUUCCAUCAAAAAUGAAAACGCGUCGGUUUCGUUUCUGUCUAUUUAAACUACAUCAUAACAUGUUUAUCGAUUUAAACUACAUCAUAACAAGUUUAUCGAUUUAAACUACAUAUAACAUGUCUAUCGAUUUAAAAAUAUAUAUAUUUAAAAAAUAAUAAUAAUAAAAUAUAAUAACCAA
Molecule: messenger RNA, 942 nt
Organism: Gigantopelta aegis
Lineage: Eukaryota; Metazoa; Mollusca; Gastropoda; Neomphalida; Peltospiridae
Exons: 3
Coding region: 91-810 (239 amino acids)
Source: RefSeq, a predicted model, not a curated record